Molecule: messenger RNA, 1032 nt
Organism: Caenorhabditis remanei
Lineage: Eukaryota; Metazoa; Nematoda; Chromadorea; Rhabditida; Rhabditidae
Exons: 8
Coding region: 1-1032 (343 amino acids)
Biological process (GO): sensory perception of chemical stimulus
Cellular component (GO): membrane
Source: RefSeq, a predicted model, not a curated record
AUGCUUUCAAUCGAACAAUUCAACGAACGGGCAUUCAGAAAUAAUGAAUUCUACAUUUACUUCCUUGCUUUUUUCCUCAUUAUUAUCGUUUUGAACUGUGCUUCAAUGCUGUACUACUUUUUCAAUCUUUUCAUCACUUUCCGUGUCAAAUACUACAAAACAAAUCUUCAAAUCCUUCACCAAGCAAUAUAUUCUACGUGUCCAUUCAGUUCAAUUAUAUUGAUCACAGAGAAGACUUUUGAUAUUUUAGGAAAAAAUCAGAAUUUCCUAUCAGACAGUUCAUUUUUCAUGUACAAACAGUACAUCCGAACUGCAAUCAUGUGUCCUCCUUUGUUCGCUCUAACUGCUAUCAUGCUCGAACGAGUAUUUGCAACGUGUUUUAUAAAAGACUACGAAAAGAAAAGAAGGCAUUAUGUAGCAUUUAUAAUUAUUCUACUAAUGAUUUUUAUCUCUAUGCUCACUGCUUUUAUUUUCAAUUCAACAAAUCUCAUUUUUGUCUACGUCGCUACUCAUCUGUUGCUCAACAUAAUCUGUUAUAUUAUUUCGAUUGUCACUUAUAGAAUAAAUCGGAAAUAUUAUCACAACAAUAAACAAGAUUAUUCACUGGGUACUCGAUUCCAAAUUGCUGAAAACAUCAAAGUAUACAAAUUUUUCUCUCAUUAUUUGUUUGUCCUCGCUUUUUUCCCUAUUACAUGCACUAUUUGUGCACUCAUUAUUCACUAUGAUUCAUCUCCACUUCACCGAGAAAUUCUGUUCGUCGUCUUUGAUUUGAGUUUCACUUUACUUUGUAUUCUGGCGCCUUAUCUCAUUCUAAAAACAAGUGAACCAUGGCAAAAUGAUCUGAAUCAAAUCUUUGUGAAAGUUGGAAUCAGAAAAUCAUCGAAAAUUCAGAUAGUUCACGAGAGAUCGAAAACAUUGAAAAAUACAUUUGGAGAGCAAAUGGAAUUCGAAACAAGUCAACACAGUGACAUGUAUUUCAAUCAACUUCAGAAGUCAUGGAAUCAUGAAUUAACUAAAGUUGUUCGGGUUUAA